Messenger RNA from Herpailurus yagouaroundi (jaguarundi), 992 nucleotides. RefSeq names its product amelotin (gene AMTN). NCBI's taxonomy places the organism in Eukaryota, Metazoa, Chordata, Mammalia, Carnivora, Felidae. Gene Ontology annotation, biological process: odontogenesis of dentin-containing tooth; positive regulation of enamel mineralization. The transcript has 9 exons. The record is from RefSeq and is a predicted model, not a curated record. Gene Ontology annotation, cellular component: basement membrane; cell-cell junction. The coding region runs from base 99 to 731 and encodes 210 amino acids.
AAAUUAUUCAACACAGAAACUGGAGAAAUCAACUGGACUUUGGAUAUUGUUUUACCUGUACAUUUUCCUGAGUGGAGAGAAAGGCAGCAUUUUGAAACAUGAAGACUAUGAUUCUACUGCUUUAUCUUCUAGGAUCAACUCAGUCAUUACCAACACAGCUCAACCCUGCUUUGGGACUUCCAACAAAACUGGCUCUAGAUCAGGCAACUCUUCUAAACCAACAGCAGCUAAAUCAGGUCUUCCCCUCUUUAAGUCUAAUACCGCUGACACAGAUGAUCACACUGGGCGCAGAUCUGCAGCUGCUAAAUCCUCCUGCAGGGCUGGCGCCUGGUACCCAGACCCUCCCACUGACCCUGGGGGGAUUGAAUACACAACAGCCACUGCAAGCCCAAAUGUUGCCAGUUAUUGUAGCACACCUUGGAGCCCAGGGUACCAUCCUAAGCUCAGAAGAAUUGCCAAUGGCCCCACAAAUCUUCACAGGCCUCAUUUUCCAGCCCCUGUUCCCAGGAUCCAUCCUGCCCAACAGUCAAGCUAAUCCAGAUGCCCAGAAUGGAAUCCUUCCUGCAGGGCAAGCAGGAAUGAAUCCUGCCAUCCAGGGAACCUCAGAAGGCUUCUCUCCAACUCCUAGUGACACAGAUGAUGACUUUGAAGUGACGGCCCCUGCAGGCAUCCGAAGGGGCAUGCACACUACCCAGGAAACCACCACAGGGCCGCCAAAUGGAAAUCAGUAAGCUGUUUCAAUUUUUUUUUUCAACUAAGCCGCCUCAAAUGCAAAUCUUUUUCACUGAUCAUAUGAUGGAAUAGAUGGAGACACACUAGAGAGUAUCAGAAGAAACUCUUAGUUUACCUAACUUUCUUGGAAUUUCAGAAAAUAUAUUCUUCCUGGAGAAUAAUGACUUCUGAAAACAAAUGGAUAAAUUUGUCUUUGAAAUGUAACGUUAUGCCACCUUGGACUUGGAAAGUAUAUGUAUUAAAUGUAUUUUGAAACUGAA